Molecule: messenger RNA, 1771 nt
Organism: Blastomyces gilchristii SLH14081
Lineage: Eukaryota; Fungi; Ascomycota; Eurotiomycetes; Onygenales; Ajellomycetaceae
Product: isovaleryl-CoA dehydrogenase
Exons: 6
Coding region: 171-1472 (433 amino acids)
Biological process (GO): L-leucine catabolic process
Molecular function (GO): 3-methylbutanoyl-CoA dehydrogenase activity; flavin adenine dinucleotide binding
Source: RefSeq, a predicted model, not a curated record
GGAAGGUCUGCCGAAAGCUCGGCAACGGAGAUCGAUCGAUUGAUUCUGGUCUGACUUGUUUGUAUUUUUUUUUUCUUAUGUUUUGCUUUUGGCUGCUUUCUUGACAAAUAAUAGGCGUAUCUGUAUACUCCUCAUCCCUUCUACCAUUCUACUCUCACGCGCCUCCCGAUAUGGCAUCUCCCUGUCUUCCUCGCCUGCUUGGCCGCGCUUCCAGAACUUUCUGCAGGCCGCGGAGGCAGGUGGUCCAGCUUCCCCAAUGGCGCGCGGCGUCAACAAUGCAUCCACAGGGUUUUGUGCCACCAACACACGAGGAACUAGUGGAACUGAGAGAGCGAGUUCAAGAAUUUACAAGACGAGAGAUUCCGGAAGAGGUCGCUGCUCGCACAGAUCUCCAGAAUGACUUCCCCGCCGACAUGUGGCAGAAGCUUGGAGAGGCUGGGUUCCUAGGUGUCACGGCGGAUGAACAGUAUGGUGGUCUAUCAAUGGGCUACCAAGCGCAUUGCGUCGUUUUGGAGGAAAUUAGCCGGGCUUCAGGCAGCAUUGGUCUAUCUUACGCGGCCCACUCCCAACUUUGCGUUAACCAGCUCUCUCUGAAUGGCAGCCCGGAACAGAAAGCCAGAUUUCUCCCAGGUCUGAUCUCAGGGGAGAAGAUUGGUGCGCUGGCAAUGUCAGAGCACUCUGCAGGUUCGGAUGUCGUCAGCAUGAAGACCACUGCUAAGGCUGUGGAUGGAGGAUUUUUGCUUAACGGGACAAAGAUGUGGAUUACCAACGGACCCGAUGCCGACUAUAUAGUUGUGUACGCCAAAACAAAGCCUGACCAGGGCUCAAAGGGUAUCACUGCUUUCGUUGUUGAGAAGACAUUCAAGGGCUUCUCCUGCGCUCGGAAACUCGACAAGCUCGGCAUGAGAGGUUCAAAUACUGGCGAGUUAAUCUUUGAAGGCGUGUUCGUGCCACGGGAGAAUAUGCUGGGGGAGCUUAAUCGCGGCGUGAAGGUGCUUAUGGAGGGGCUUGACUUGGAGCGUCUCGUCCUCAGCGCAGGACCACUUGGAAUCAUGCAAGCGGCCCUUGACCUUGUGCUACCAUAUACCCACACCCGCAAACAAUUCGGCAUCCCAAUCGCCCGCAACCAACUCAUCCAGGGUAAACUCGCAGACAUGUACACCAAGCUCUCCGCAUCGCGCGCGUACACCUACACCACGGCCCGUCAAAUCGAUGAGGCCGCGGCCUCCAGCAGCGAGGCAAGCAACAGCGCCAUCCGCACUCAGGACUGCGCUGGUGCGAUCCUGUAUGCUGCCGAGCGCGCGACGGAGUGUGCACUUGACGCCAUCCAGCUGAUGGGCGGGAACGGGUAUAUCAAUGAGAUUCCUGCGGGGAGACUGCUGCGGGAUGCCAAGUUGUAUGAGAUUGGGGCGGGGACGAGUGAGAUUCGGAGGAUGUUGAUUGGGAGGGUGUUCAAUAAGGAAUACUUGUAGAUUUUAGGGUUCGAUGCGGGAUUUUCUUUCAUUGUAUUUGUCUUUCUUAUCUUUUCUAUUUUUUCCCUAUAUACUCCGUAUGCAGGUAUACUAUAGAGAGAACCUUGUUUCGUUUGCCAUUGAUAGGACGGUUUGUUUGUUUUGUGAAACUAUCUCAGUUGGCUAUACUCCAUCUCAAUGUGUAGGCAGAGGGUAAUUAUUUUCCAUAUAUAUAUAAACAGCUCCGAUGAAUAUGAUAAGAUCUAUCUCCUUACACCCCUCACCAACAGUUCCACCAAGAAAUUAAGCUACAGCCACCA